Miniopterus natalensis is the source of this 773-nucleotide messenger RNA. RefSeq names its product family with sequence similarity 110 member D (gene FAM110D). NCBI's taxonomy places the organism in Eukaryota, Metazoa, Chordata, Mammalia, Chiroptera, Miniopteridae. The record is from RefSeq and is a predicted model, not a curated record.
ACUCAGGUGUCUUAUGGGGCACUGUCCUGCCCAGUUCUGCUAAGAUGCUCCUGGCCUCCCCCUCCACCCCAUCCAGGGGACGGACCCCCAGCGCGGUGGAGAGGCUGGAAGCCGACAAAGCCAAGUAUGUCAAGACGCACCAGGUGAUAGCGCGACGCCAGGAGCCCGCCCUGCGCGGGGGUCCAGGGCCGCUCACGCCGCACUCGUGCAAUGAGCUGGGGGCCCCUGCAUCACCCAGGACGCCCAGGCCCGCCCGCCGGGGUAGCGGCAGGCGGCUGCCAAGGCCCGACUCCCUCAUCUUCUACCGCCAGAAGCGGGACUGCAAGGCUUCGGUGAACAAAGAGAACGCCAAGGGCCAGGGGCUGGUGCGGCGCCUCUUCCUGGGCACCCCGCGAGACGCCUCCUCCAGCAGCCCGGUCCCAACGGAGCGACCUACGGCUCCCGGUGGUUGGACCGCGCCCCAAGAUGCCCCGGAGGCGGCGGGAAAGCGGGCGCUGUGCCCCACGUGCUCGCUGCCCCUGUCGGAAAAGGAGCGCUUCUUCAACUACUGCGGCCUGGAACGCGCGCUGGUCGAGGUGCUGGGCGCAGAGCGCUUCUCUCCGCAGAGCUGGGGCGCCGACGCCAGCCCCCAGCCCGGAACGCCGGCGCCGCCCGGCUCCGGGGACGCCAGCGACUGGACAUCCAGCGAUGGCUUCUAUGGCUCCUCCUACAGGAACAGCGCACGUAAUAGGGCCCCAGGCAACGUCUGCCAAAUUAAACAGCGCACACAAUAG